AUGCCAGAUAUAUUGUACGCUACUGGGCUCGUAAGUCGCUACAUGGAAAAUCCAACUACUUCCCACUUCAAGGCAGCAAAGAGGAUACUCCGCUAUCUCAGAGGUACGAUCGACUAUGGCCUAUUUUAUUCACAGUCUAAUGAUUACAAGCUUGUUGGCUAUAGCGAUAGUGAUUGGGCUGGAGACAAUGAUGAUCGAAAAAGUACAAGUGGAUAUGUUUUCUACAUGGGAGACACUGCCUUCACUUGGAUGUCUAAGAAACAGCCAAUUGUCACACUAUCAACAUGCGAAGCCGAAUAUGUGGCCGCCACUUUCAGUGUUUGUCAUGCAAUUUGGCUCAUGAGUUUAUUAUCGGAGCUCGGGUGGCCACAAAAGAAGCCAACAACUAUUUGUAUGGAUAACAAGUCGGCCAUUGCGCUAUCCAAAAUCCAGUGUUCCACAACCGAAGCAAACACAUCGACACCCGCUACCACUACAUCAGAGAAUGCGUUGCAAAUCAAGAGAUUCAAGUCGAGUAUGUGA
Molecule: messenger RNA, 522 nt
Organism: Salvia splendens (bonfire salvia)
Lineage: Eukaryota; Viridiplantae; Streptophyta; Magnoliopsida; Lamiales; Lamiaceae
Product: secreted RxLR effector protein 161
Exons: 1
Coding region: 1-522 (173 amino acids)
Source: RefSeq, a predicted model, not a curated record